CGCGUUGUUGCAUUUUGCGAAAAAUUCAUCGGCGCGCACAGAUCAUCCACGAUGGGAUGCCACUGGUGGCCGCUGCCGCUCCUGAUCUUCUUUACAACUGGUCUGGGCUUUGGUAUAUCCUUCUUGACCAAGACAGGCGUGUUUGCAACUAGCACGUCGUCGUCGCCAUUUGGAAAGAAGACCUCCGCACCCACAGCAAUUCCUGGAAAAGAUGACGCUCUCGUUCCCCAGCCGUCAGUUUGCAUGGCGCGCAACCAGUAUUUGAAAGACAACAAGACGUGCACGACAUGCCCGGGGACGAAAAGCGGAAACUCGUUCAGCGUGUUCUGGGAAUCCCAAGCCGACGGAUGCCAAGAGUUUGCCGCGAGCGAGGCUGCCAAAUACGUGACUCACAUUUACUGGGGGUUCGCUACAAUUGAUGCAACGGGCGCUGUCAGCCAAAAGCUCCAGGGAAAUGAUGCCACGUUGACCGCAUGCAUCAAGACUUUCCAAAACAUGUGUAUUCAGAACUACGUCAGCAUCGGCGGUGCCACCGAGCGCAAAACGUUUCUUCAGCUCAAGACACAGGAACAAUGGAAUACAUUCGGGAAGACUGCCGCAUCGCUCGUCCAAAAAUUUAACUUUACCGGCGUCGAUAUCGACGACGAAAGCGGCAAUGCAGACGCGGGUGGCGACUGGUACAAGAAUGCCCAGCCGCAAGUUGUUGGGUACAUUUCAGCGUUGCGCAAACAACUCGAUGCAUUGCCGCGCGGUCCAUAUCGAAUCUCGUGGGACGAAUUCCCUGGCUCGUUUGAAAAAGGGUGCGACGAUCCAGCCGUCGAGUACGGUCGGUGCUUUCCCACCGAAAUUUUACCGCUCGUCAAUCAAGUAAACAAUAUGCUGUACAACAACUUGUCGCCAAAGCUGGAUGGGAUAUUGCAAUCGGUUCCCACGACUUGGGGCCCAAAGGUCGGCAAGGACAAACUCGUGAUCGGUGGAUGUGUUGGAAAAGGCGGCAGUGGUGUAUGUGCAGAUUAUGGUGACGUUCCAACGACCACGCAGCUCACGGCGUACGCCACGACCGGUGCCAAAUACCAAGGCGCGAUGUUGUGGACGUCAUCAGCAGACUGGCGACUCAACAAAGGCGCCACGACCGUGCUGAUGGGCAAAGCGGGCAAUUACGGUGUCGAUUGGUAAUUGUGCCAGCGAAGAUUUAUGUCGUCUCGAGUCCUCCACUAGCCGCCCGUCUUGUUUAUCGUAUCUUUCUCCAUUAGAGUAUUGUGCUAUUCACAUAAAAUUUCCAAAACUUCGGAGUAAAUCGAUUCUUUCAAAUCGAUUUGAAAUGGUUUUGGACGUCCC
Molecule: messenger RNA, 1338 nt
Organism: Aphanomyces invadans
Lineage: Eukaryota; Oomycota; Saprolegniomycetes; Saprolegniales; Verrucalvaceae
Exons: 5
Coding region: 52-1176 (374 amino acids)
Biological process (GO): carbohydrate metabolic process
Source: RefSeq, a predicted model, not a curated record